GACAGGGGGCGGUAUUAACGUGAAUACUGUGUUCUCAUUCAUACAGCGGGAAGACGCAGUAGGGCAAAGGGGCAGUGUCUACUAGAAUCGGGCAUAAACAUCACUAACAUAUACACGCUCCUUGACGAAAGAGCGUUUAUUUUAAGCAUCAAGCAAUCCUGAGUCACCGUCAUGGCAGAAGCGCACCAGGCUGUAGCCUUCCAGUUCACAGUUGGCCCCGAUGGCAUCGACCUCCAGCUCAGCCACGAGGCCCUCCGGCAGAUUUACCUCUCUGGCCUCCACUCCUGGAAGAAGAGGUUUAUUCGCUUUAAGAAUGGGAUAAUGACUGGCGUAUACCCUGGAAGUCCUUCAGGGUUCUUGGUGGUAGUGGUGGGGUACAUGUCUUCAACCAAGUAUGCACGUAUGGACCCCACACUAGGGCUGUUUGACAAACUGGGGAUGCACCUCCCAGUCAGUAGGUACCUGUCGGAGAACAGCCAGCGUGUGGUGGGAGGUGUGCUGGUUGGUACGGGGCUGUGGGUCACCAUUAUCUUCAUCAUGAGGAACGCUCUCAAAUGCCUGCUCUCCUGGCAUGGUUGGAUGUAUGCCCGUCAUGGGACGGUCUCCUGGAAAACACGGAUAUGGAUGGUGUUAGUGAAGGUGUUCUCUGGCCGAAAUCCGAUGCUCUACAGUUUUCAGAACUCUCUUCCACGGCUGCCUGUGCCCCCAGUGAAGGACACAAUGAGACGGUAUCUUGAUUCUGUUCGUCCACUUAUGGAUGACGAAAAGUACAAAAGGAUGGAGGGUUUGGCAAAGGAUUUUGAGAAGAACUUGGGCCCAAAACUGCAGUGGUACCUGAAGCUGAAAUCCUGGUGGGCCUCAAAUUAUGUCAGUGACUGGUGGGAAGAGUACAUUUACCUCCGAGGCCGUGGACCCAUUAUGGUUAACAGCAACUACUAUGCGAUGGACUUCCUGUAUGUCUUCCCUACCAACCUGCAAGCAGCUCGAGCUGGAAAUUCCAUUCAUGCCAUCAUGCUGUACAGAAGGAAGUUAGACAGAGCACAGAUCAAACCGAUUUACGCACUGGAAAACAGAGUCCCCCUCUGCUCCGCUCAGUGGGAGCGUAUGUUUAAUACCUCCCGCAUCCCCGGCGUCGAGACAGACAUCCUGCAGCACAUGAACGACAGCAAGCACAUCAUGGUGUACCACAAGGGGCGCUAUUUCAAGGUUCCCAUGUUCUACGACGGGCGGCUGCUCCGGCCUAGGGAGAUCGAGCAGCAGAUGGAACGCAUCCUGGGGGACAAGUCAGAGCCGCAGCCAGGAGAGGAAACGCUGGCCGCCCUGACCGCCGGGGACAGGGUGCCCUGGGCCAAAGCACGCUCAACGUACUUUGCCAAAGGCAAGAACAAGCAGUCCCUGGACUGCGUGGAGAAGGCCGCCUUCUUCGUAACCCUGGACGACACAGAACAGCGCUACGAAGCUGACAACCCCGUCCGCUCCCUGGAUCGCUAUGCCAAGUCUCUUCUACAUGGAAAGUGCUACGAUAGGUGGUUCGACAAGUCGUUCAACCUCAUCGUUUACAAGAAUGGGACAAUGGGGCUGAAUGCUGAGCACUCCUGGGCAGACGCGCCAAUCGUAGGCCACCUAUGGGAGCAUGUGCUGUCAAUGGACCCUGUGAAGCUGGGUUAUACAGAGGACGGGCACUGCAAGGGUGACCCCCACCCCAGCCUGCCAGGCCCCCAGAGGCUGCAGUGGGACGUCUCGGCUGAGUGCCAGACGGCAAUCUCCAGUUCCCUGGCCAUGGCGAAGGCACUGGCCGAUGACGUCGACUCGCACAUCAUCCCCUUCAGAAAUUUUGGGAAGGGGCUGAUCAAGAAGUGCAAGACCAGCCCAGAUGCCUUCAUCCAGAUUGCCCUGCAGCUGGCUCACUUCAGGGACAAGGGGACGUUCUGCCUUACAUACGAGGCCUCCAUGACGCGUCUGUUCAGGGAGGGGCGCACCGAAACUGUGCGGUCCUGCACGAUAGAGACCUGCGAAUUUGUUCGGUCCAUGAUGAGGGACGAGGCGAGGGAGCAGCGGUUGAAGCUGCUGAAGCUCGCAGCAGAAAAGCACCAGCAGAUGUAUCGUCUGGCCAUGACUGGCAAAGGCAUUGAUCGCCAUCUCUUCUGCCUCUAUGUGGUGUCCAAAUACCUUGGGGUUGAGUCUCCCUUCCUCAAGGAGGUACUGUCAGAGCCGUGGCGAUUGUCCACCAGUCAGACCCCCCUGCAGCAGGCCGAGCUCUUCGACCUCUUGAACCACCCAGAACGGGCCUCCAGCGGUGGUGGCUUUGGUCCAGUGGCUGAUGACGGCUAUGGGGUGUCAUAUAUCAUACUCGGGGAGAACCUCAUUAACUUCCACAUAUCCAGCAAGUUGUCCAGCCCAGAGACCGACUCGCAUCGCUUUGGAAGCAACAUCAAACAGGCCAUGCUUGACAUUCUGGGCCUUUUCCAGCUGGACAACAAUGCCAAGAAAUGAUCAAUCUCCAUAAGAAGGAAACGUUUUUGUCGCAGUAGACUCUAAAAAGCCAGUAAAUAUUAUUCUCUAUAGGCUUGUACAGAUGUUGUGGGUUUUAAUCUUGAAUUAAUACGGUAAAAAGAUAUAAAUAUGUAAAAAAAUAAAAUUAAGUUAGAGUUUGGAACUGCAGGCUGAAGGCAUGCGUGAGUCAUGUAUUUGGUUUCCAUAGGGUAAAAAAAGUAUGUUUGGUUUCCGGUUUCGGUCUGGUGCACUGAGAGGGACUGGUGUGGAUUUCGCACAGACCUAUCAUGCGGCCCCCUGCAUGCCGGUGCCAUAAUGGUUUUAUCCUCGAAUAUCAUGGGGAUGGUAAAGCACACAAGCAGGAGAGCAGUAUGGCCAGGAGAAGGAGGGCAGAAGGAGAUUUUGAGAGCAGCGUAGUAUGUGGUGACCUGUUUUUUUCCCCUUCAUUAUGACAUGUACAGUGACUUAGUUUGUUUUCUCUUGUUAGCUGCUAUAGUAAUUAAUAAUGCUUGAAGUUCAUUUUGUUCCCGUUUCCCCCCCCCCCCACCCUGCUCAGGUUUUCGACUUUUCUCAGAUGAAUGUUGCUAUACUGCUGAAUAGGCUCCGUUGCCAAGUCGUGUGCAGAUUGAGGACCUGUUCAGUGGGAUCUGUUGGUGGCAGUGGGAGUUGAGGGGGGAGGGGUUCUCGAAGGAGUCUCAGUGGCCAAAAGCGAGUCACAUUUGGGGGCUUGCCCAGAUUCAACCUAUAGGCUGCUGGGGACAUAUUUGGCAUUAAUAUUGCAGGACGGUCCUGCUUCUCAUAACUACCACCAGUCCACUAGUCCACCAACAUAGUCAGUGUAUGUCUGCGGGAUGCUGGGAGACUGAGCCGCCCCCGAGGGCGAGCGCCAUCUCGCUGGUAAGCUAACCUUCUGAGGGCCGCGAAAACCUGACAGUGCUCAGUGACAUGCCAUUUUUAUAAAUCCCGAAUAACCUGAGGCAAACACUUAGAUAGCCAAACCGCGUGCACAUACUACAGAAGCAUUUUCUUUGUUGUGAAAUGGAACUUUUAACAGGUUAGUUCAUUAAAUGGGAGGACCUUUGGUCUGUCCCGUGCAGCAUCUUUCUAUAUUAAUUUACUGAUAUCAUGUUCUUUAACCAUUUACAUUUACUCAUGUCAGCCUGCUUCCAGAUACGGUUUUUAGUAACGUGGUCCUCUGUGCCUACCGUUAUCGUGUGGCUGUUCCGAAUCCUUUGCGAUUGGACUGUAAAACUGCAGUUAUGUAUGUAUUUUAUGAUUAAAAAUAAUAGGAUAUUUGAAACCUCAAUGGAAACUUUUGUUUUCAUGUUUGUAUUGCAUUGUCCUGCAGACUUCAUUUGUAGCAUGGUUUUGUUUGAAUGUUCAAGCUGUAUAUGUUGGUAUAUAAUUUAAAAAAAUGUAAAAACAGCUGAAAUACCAAAAUGAACAUUUUAACAAAAUAAAUGUCAUUGUCAGAGUUCACCCUU
Molecule: messenger RNA, 3977 nt
Organism: Paramormyrops kingsleyae
Lineage: Eukaryota; Metazoa; Chordata; Actinopteri; Osteoglossiformes; Mormyridae
Gene: cpt1ab
Product: carnitine palmitoyltransferase 1Ab (liver)
Biological process (GO): fatty acid metabolic process; carnitine metabolic process
Cellular component (GO): mitochondrion
Molecular function (GO): carnitine O-palmitoyltransferase activity
Source: RefSeq, a predicted model, not a curated record